AUUCUUCCCGAGCAACCUGAAUGCAGCGCGAUCCCAGACGUACGCACUGUGCGUCUGACGUCACGUUCAGCGGUAUCUCCGGGAGACAAGGUAACAAGAUGGGAUUGCUGUCCAUUCUCCGUAAGCUAAAAAGCACUCCAGACCAGGAGGUUCGAAUACUGCUGCUGGGUCUGGACAAUGGGGGGAAGACCACGCUCCUCAAACAGCUGGCGUCAGAGGACAUCAGCCACAUCACCCCCACGCAGGGAUUCAACAUUAAGAGCGUCCAGUCUCAGGGGUUUAAGCUGAACGUUUGGGACAUCGGAGGCCAGCGAAAGAUCAGGCCCUACUGGAGAAACUACUUUGAAAACACCGACGUGCUCAUUUACGUCAUAGACAGCGCCGACAGAAAGAGGUUUGAGGAAACGGGGCAGGAACUGGCUGAGCUGUUGGACGAGGAGAAGCUGAGCGGCGUCCCUGUGCUGAUCUUUGCCAACAAGCAGGACCUGCUGACGGCGGCCCCGGCCUCGGAGAUCGCGGAGGGACUCAAUCUGCACACCAUCCGCGAUCGGAUGUGGCAGAUCCAGUCCUGCUCCGCCCUCACCGGAGAGGGCAUUCAGGAGGGCAUGAAUUGGGUUUGCAAAAGCGUCAACUCCAAGAAAAAAUAGCGUCGCUUUCGGUCUUGUACGACCCAAAAGGAGCAGCAGCAGGAGCAGCGUGCGAACACACCCUGACACACACUACACCUCCCGAGCCUUAGUACGGUGGGAUUUACCUGUGAAUGUACACACUCUACUAAUCCGACGCAGACUCUUUUUUUUUUUUUCUUUUUAACCUCCUCCCCUCCCAUACAUUACCGCAUCGACGAUGCGUAAGAACCUCGGCGCAUCGCCUGGCCUCCACGACGAAGGGAGGCGUUUGCCUUCAAAGGGAUCUGACGCCAGUAAAACCAGCACCACCUCCACGACUCCUCAUCCUCAUCCUCAUCCUCUCCUGUCCGCCUAUCUGAAGCGUCCUCGUUUAACUGCUGCUCAUCUCAGGAGUUCCAGCGCACCCUUUUUUUAUUUUAUUUUUCCUCAGUUCUCGCUCAUAUCUCCGUCUCAUUCGUGAUGUCUACUUGUUUUUUUUUUUUUUUUAUCAUUCCGCGGCGCCUGUGAGCUGCUUUCCUGCUAUUGGCCUGUUUGAAGUGAGGUAUAUUUUUGUAACUGUUUUAUUUAUGGUGACGUUAGAGUGCUUUCAAACAACUGCUCGUGUGGCGCGUGAGAGAACUGACUGGACCAACAAUAAUACUGUGUUAAUAUGUAAAAAAAAAAAAUAAUAAACAGGAAUAAAUUAAGAGUAAGGAACACUACGUUUUGGAUCAGUUGUAUAAAAGGACUGGCCCUUUUGUUAUAGAGUACUCUGCAUCCUGCUGUACCUUGUAGUCUAUAAUGUUUGCGUAGCUAACAUGCGCUGGCAGAUCUGUAACAGAGAUAAAUGUACUGUACGGUCCGAUGCAUUUCUAUGUGCUCCUUGGGUUAGUGGGGGAAUGCACUGUUUUAGCAUUUUCCUUUUGAUAUCCUUGAAUGUAAUCUGUCGAGUUCGAAAUAAAAUGUAUGUGAAUAAAAGAAGAAAAAAACAACUAAA
Molecule: messenger RNA, 1605 nt
Organism: Fundulus heteroclitus (mummichog)
Lineage: Eukaryota; Metazoa; Chordata; Actinopteri; Cyprinodontiformes; Fundulidae
Gene: arl3b
Product: ADP ribosylation factor like GTPase 3b
Exons: 6
Coding region: 21-647 (208 amino acids)
Biological process (GO): cilium assembly
Cellular component (GO): cytoplasm; microtubule cytoskeleton
Molecular function (GO): GTP binding; GTPase activity
Source: RefSeq, a predicted model, not a curated record